CAGCACAGCACUUCUGAAUCUCCCUCAGCUGAGAGGAUCUGGGCAUCAUGGCUGCUACCGGAACAUUCCGCAUGGUGUCUGAGGAGGAGCAGGCAUUACGUGCCAAGCUUGAGCAUCUGACCGCUAAGGAUCAUGGGCCAGUCUACGGGCCUUGUAAGAAACUUCAGGACCACACAAAACAGAAGGCUAAAGAUAAAUUGAAUGAGACUGAGGAAAAGAAGGUGUCUUCUGUAAAAGAACUGAGGGUCAUGAUGAAAGACAAGGCAAGUGAAGGGGAUGAUCUCACCAGCGCUGUGCUGGAAAAAUUUGGGGACAAACCAGACUCCCUCCUGCUGAGGCUCAUACGUGCUCGCAAGUUUGACGUGACAAGAGCACAUGAGCUCAUGAAAGGUUAUGUGCGUUUUAGGCGAGACUACCCUGAGUUGUUCGAGAAUUUAACCCCAGAGGCAGUACGCCGUACCAUUGAAGCUGGUUACCCACGAAUCCUCUCCACCAGGGACAAGUACGGCCGUGUGGUACUGCUCUUCAACAUUGAGAACUGGGAUCUAGAGGAGGUUACUUUUGAUGAAACUCUUCGUGCAUACUGCGUAAUCCUUGAGAAGCUUUUGGAAAAUGAAGAGACCCAAAUCAACGGUUUUGUCCUCAUUGAGAAUUUCAAGGGCUUUACCAUGCAGCAUGCGUCUGGCAUCAAACACACAGAGCUGAAGAAAAUGGUAGACAUGUUACAGGACUCUUUCCCAGCACGGUUCAAGGCAGUGUAUGUGAUCCACCAGCCCUGGUACUUCACAACCACCUAUAAUGUAGUGAAGCCCUUCAUGAAGAGUAAACUGCUGGAGAGGGUUUUUGUAUAUGCCGAUGAGCUGAAUGGCUACUUAAGGGAUUUUGGUGCUGAAAUCCUUCCACCGGACUUUGAUGGGACGGGUCCCAUGUGUGAUGGCAAAGAGACGGCAAUCAAGCUGUUUGGUUCUGAAGACACGGCCCUUUAAUUGCCCGAAACCAAUAGUAGAAGACUCUGAUUUUCACCAAACUUUUUGUUGAUUUUGAAUAUAAAAUUAUUAGAAUGUUUUAUAGAAACUAUGGAGAAAAGUA
Molecule: messenger RNA, 1089 nt
Organism: Xyrauchen texanus (razorback sucker)
Lineage: Eukaryota; Metazoa; Chordata; Actinopteri; Cypriniformes; Catostomidae
Product: retinaldehyde-binding protein 1-like
Exons: 8
Coding region: 48-986 (312 amino acids)
Cellular component (GO): membrane
Molecular function (GO): phosphatidylinositol bisphosphate binding
Source: RefSeq, a predicted model, not a curated record